Monopterus albus (swamp eel) is the source of this 3681-nucleotide messenger RNA. RefSeq names its product PARK2 co-regulated (gene pacrg). Gene Ontology annotation, molecular function: Hsp70 protein binding; Hsp90 protein binding. The record is from RefSeq and is a predicted model, not a curated record. NCBI's taxonomy places the organism in Eukaryota, Metazoa, Chordata, Actinopteri, Synbranchiformes, Synbranchidae. The coding region runs from base 150 to 836 and encodes 228 amino acids. The transcript is spliced from 5 exons. Gene Ontology annotation, cellular component: neuron projection; cytosol; vesicle.
GGCCAAAGCGUCUGUGAAGUUGCAUAGCAACCACUUAAAAAAACAGGCGUCACUCAUGUUUAGAGAGCCACACAUACAUUAAUUAGUUAGCAGCAUUCAUUUUCAGCGUGGAAUCACCACGUCAUUUCAGAAGACAAGACCUGUUGGAUAUGUUGAAGAACAAAACAAAGCUCAAAACACAAGGCUUCACUGUAAAAUCCACUAUGAAGAACUCCGUGGUGGUGGGUCCCCCGGCAGCUGGGGCUUUUCAGGAGCGCCCUACCAAAUCAACCACAUUUCGCAAGUUCUAUGAGCGUGGCGAGUUUCCGGUAGCGCUGCAGUUUAGCGCCAAAGGCAACUGCAUUGCAUGGAAGGUGGCGUUUGAGAAGCUGGACUACCACCACCUCCUGCCUCUGUUCUUUGAUGGCUUAUGUGAGACUGCUCACCCAUACGAGUUCUUAGCCCGCCAGGGAGUCCAUGACUUGUUGAAGAACGGUGGCCCAAAGAUCCAGCCUGUCGUUCCCCAGCUCAUCAUCCCCAUCAAGAAUGCCCUGAAUACAAGAAAUCGUCAGGUGAUCUGCACCACGCUGAAAGUCCUGCAGCAUCUGGUGAUGUCUGGAGACAUGGUGGGAGAGGCCCUGGUGCCCUACUACAGACAGAUCCUCCCUAUUCUCAACAUCUUCAAGAACAUGAACAUCAAUUCAGGGGAUGGCAUCGACUAUAGCCAACAGAAGCGAGAGAACAUCGGUGAUUUGAUCCAGGAGACUUUGGAGGUCUUUGAGCGCUAUGGAGGAGAGGAUGCCUUCAUAAACAUCAAAUACAUGGUGCCCACCUACGAGUCCUGCAUGACCAGCUGAAGGGGGCGGUCACCCCGGCACAGACUGUUGCUUUCACCUCUUUGUCAGUCUUUCAGUUUCUGCACCUCCACAUCUAAAUUAAGUCCUUAUCUUAUCCCCUUCUUUAUCCUAGCCCUCCCCUGAGCUCAACCUCACUUCAUUUGUUCUCUGUUUCUGAACCAAUCUCUAACAUUUCAAAGACCCAACAUUUCUUCCUUUGCUCCACUCCACGAGUUCAAACCUUCCUCUGCUACCUCUCUGCCCCCUCUUCUAUUUAGCAUAUUCUUUUAUAGCGUAUUAAAUUCAUACAGCAAAUCAUUAGGUCUCUCUGCCUGUGUUUAUUAAUAUAACUUGUUAAUGCAAGUUGCAAGCCCGAUACAACAAAUUUACCUCAGUCAGAUCUACCAGCAUGUUUUCAACUACCCAUGUAUUCUUUAGUGAUUUUACACAGCUAGCCGAUAUGGAGUCCUUGAUGCAGAGAUCGGGCAUUUAGUGAAAUUAGCAGAGAUAUGCUUGUAAGAAAAAUGCCACACUUUAAAAUGUAUUUUUUUAAAAACAGAAUUGAAAAUUAUAUUGAUUUUACAGUAAAACUUCACUCAAAUUGUAUCUAUUGACUCAAUGCCUGUAGGUUUGAAUGUUGACUGUAAUGUUCACAGAGGAUACUGCAUUCCACUGCAUGGUGACACAGUUUGAAGGCAGACGAAGUCUCAACAGGCCCAUAGAAACUUCUCAAACCACUCCUGCAGGUUUUUUCCAGCCACUUUUCAGGCCUGCAGGGUGGAAUUACUUCUCAAAAGAUAUAUUUUUCCCUAAGUGUCACAUUAAGUACUUGAUUUUUCUCUGCUGGAACAGUAAACAAAUGCUGUUCUCUCUACACUGCAAAGCUUUUGAUUAAAAAAGGUGCUAAUGUCAUUUGAGAGGUACAAAAAGCAGCGAUCUCAGUGCUGCAGGCCUGUGAUUCUUAUCUUUUGUCCUGCUCUACAACUGCUACUAAUCACAACUGUGGUAUUGUUUUGUAUUGUGUUGUACCACUGUACCCAUUCUGUCACAAGCCCAGCUGGAGACAGAGCCUGUCUAAACAUGCAGAGAAAGACGCAUCGGAAUGACGAGCGACAGCAUUCCUCCAGCCAAAGACACACUCGCAAGCUCAUGGUUGGUUGACAUCCUUUGAGCUCAGCUAAACCACAGUGAUUUUAGUGAACACUUGUGUGCAUGCAGGCUUAUUUGUGAUGAUUUGUGCAUGACAACAUACGUGCAUUUUUUGUUUAUCAAGAGCAGCCCGAAACUCAGUCAGCAUAUUUAACUGAUUUUGUGUUCUCACACUGUGCAGACUGACGGUUCUUUGUCCUUCUGUGCUCUCUGCUGUAUUAAAGUCACAGUGGAAAUUUCUUCCCAGACACAGUGGAAGUUUUGGUGAUUGUAUUUUAGAGAGUCACACACUUGUACAUAUACAUAUACAACCCUGUGACCCACAGGGGAAACACAGCAUAAUUGAUUUCUGACACUCACAAGGACACUUGCACAGUCUCUUAUUGUAAGUCAUGUCUGCAGCAAAAGCAGCUUUACAGGCCUGCGGAGGAAUCUGUUCUCAGCCAGAAGACAGGUUCAUAAUGCUCGUAUUUCAGCUUCAGCACAUCUCGGAAAAGAAUGUUACAGAAUAGGUGUUCCAUGCUGCUGGACCCGGUCGAGCUGCUCUCUGCCUGCUGCUUGAUCUGUGCAGUGCAAGACGAAAAGAAGUGCAGAGUAGUCCCCUUUCAACACAAAAGACAUAUUUCACUGUAAUAACUGCUGCUUCCUAACUAAACAAAUAUAGCAAUGGUACAGGCACAUGAACUACUUUUAAAUGGGAUAUAAUUUCACCUUUGUUCUCAGUUGAGGAGCGGAUCGAACUCUGAAUAGCCUGUGGUUUUGUUUAACUGUAUCAGUGAUGCCCUGCUGUCUUGUUUCACCUGUCCUGUUUUACUGAGCUGCACACUAAGCAGCUGGGCCAGCAAAGAAAGGAGAGCUUAGAGAUGGAGAGGACAACUAGGAAAUCAGGACCAAGUGAGACAUUUAUAGCAGUUUUGUUAAACUAGAGUGUAUAGAGUGCUUCAAAUUUCAUUUUCAGAACUGGACUCAGGUCUUCCAUCUGUUCACCAGAGCCCUUUGCGUCGCCCUUUGCUAGCAGUGCUACAGUGCGAUUCAACCCACACUUCGCACUUAAAGGGCCAGGCAAUCUGAUCGCUUUGGCUUAAUUAAGUAAUAUCACAGGCGCACACAGGCAUUCAGUGCUAAAUGGUGUCCUUUUCAACCUCUUCAGAAACAGACUGAAGCUCAUUAAGAAAGGUGACAGUCUGGAAAGGAACCUUGAAGAACAUGGUCUUGAAUCAAGAUCCACAUACACACACAUGCCAGCACAUAGACAUAUACACAAACAGUACCACAUAAAACAGUGCCAAAAAACCAACACCGAGCUAUAAUUGCUCACCCAAGUAAUAGAGUGAAUUGCGAAAUGAGCAGGAAAGGAGGCAGCCACUGAGGUUAUUUGGCCUAUCAAAUGCAUCGACGCACAACUGAUCCAGACCUACAAGCUGGAAAGACCAAGCACGACAUUAUACUUGAAUUUCUGCCUUAUCUUACUCUGCUCUCAGAUAUGAAAAAACUCACAUAUAAAUUUAGCAAACAGCAAGAACUGUCUUUAUCAUCAUCUUCUGACCCUUUUGCCUUUGUCAUAAUGAGCAAUUGAUCAUGUUGUGACUCCGGGGACCACAAUACAAGGAAGAAAAUUGCUUCCCAUUCAGAUUAUUUCCUCCAUGUGGAGGCGGUGGAACUGAUCUUACAUGUUAUUCAGCCAUUUUGCAAUAUCUCUGUGCUUGUCCAGUGCUGU